Rhodamnia argentea is the source of this 952-nucleotide messenger RNA. Its product is annotated as early nodulin-75-like. The record is from RefSeq and is a predicted model, not a curated record. NCBI's taxonomy places the organism in Eukaryota, Viridiplantae, Streptophyta, Magnoliopsida, Myrtales, Myrtaceae. The coding region runs from base 48 to 758 and encodes 236 amino acids. The transcript has 2 exons.
UCACUCCAUUCCCACACCAUCAGCUCACUUGCCAGACAAAUCAUACAAUGUCUUCCAAGUACUUGCUAGUUUUGCUCCUGGGAGCGGUGCUUUUCGCCGCCGCCGUCCUCUCCGACGGCCACCACCCUGUCAAAAAAGAGAAGCCACCGAAAGGGCACAAACCACCCCACAAGCACCACCACGGUGGUCGCCGUCUCAUGGAGACAGUCGAAGCCGAGGACUCGCACAAGCCAUACCUCAAACACAAGCCCCCACACCACCACCACCACCACCCUCACGAGCACAUUCUCGUCGAGGAUGUCGACAUAGAAGACUUCCACAAAAAGCUGUUCCCCGGCAAGAAACCGCCCCACCACCCCGGCCACAUGCUUGCGGAGAAAGUGGAAGCCGAUGAGAAAAAGAAGCCUUUCCCCGAGCACAAACCCCCGAAGAAAGGGGAUAAGCCGCCACCGAAGCACAAGCCACCCCACGAGGGACACAUUCUCGUAGAGGAGGUGGAAGAGGACUCGAAGAAGCCGUUCCCUGAGCACAAGCCGCCCAAGAAAGGCGAGGAGCCGAAGAAGGGCAAGGGAGAGAAGCCACCACCAAAGCACAAGCCGCCACACGAGGGACACAUUCUCGUAGAAGAGGUGGAAGAGGACUCGAAGAAGCCGUUCCCUGAGCACAAGCCGCCCAAGAAAGGCGAGGCGCCCAGGAAGGGCAAGGGAGAGAAGCCGCCGCACCACAAGCCACCGCACGAGCCUCCUACCGAGAACUGAGUGGUCGUUCUUCCAUGAAUGUACACGUCACGUGCCUGUCGCGCGUUCAAAUAAGAGCUGUUCCUUAGAGUUUCUGAGGUUCCGUGUUAGCUGGUUGGCGAUUUGUAUUCCAUGUAAAAUAGGAUGUCUGUACUUCGCUUGGGUAUUUCCUUCGACUUUGCUUCCGUUGAAUAUAUGCUGAGUACUUGCUAGCU